Messenger RNA from Penicillium cinerascens, 534 nucleotides. Its product is annotated as DUF4870 domain-containing protein. NCBI's taxonomy places the organism in Eukaryota, Fungi, Ascomycota, Eurotiomycetes, Eurotiales, Aspergillaceae. The transcript has 4 exons. Bases 1 to 534 code for a protein of 177 amino acids. The record is from RefSeq and is a predicted model, not a curated record.
AUGAACUUCGCUCCCUAUCAAGACGAAUCGCCCGAGAUUGAACGGGCUUUGUCCCCUCCGAAUGUGGACGGCCGCAUCAAGUCCCCCGGUCUCCGCUCACCGCGGGCUUCGGCCGACCUCCCGUCUCCGAGCCACUUCGCGGGUGGUGGAAACACGGGGUUUGGGAGAGAUGUGGAGGGUGGCCAUGUGAGCUUGGGUGCCUUCGAGACCAGCUUGCCCAUUCGCAUGGAUAUCGAGGCCAUGCUGGCAUAUCUGCUGCUGCCUCCGGCCGGAGGUGUGUUUUUGCUAUUGAUGGAGCACAAGAGUGACUACGUGCGAUUCCACGCUUGGCAGUCGAGCAUGCUGUUUUCUGCGCUCUUUGUCAUCCACCUCAUCUUCGCCUGGAGCAGUUUCCUUUCCUGGACCCUUUUCAUCAUUGAUCUCGCUCUCAUCGGAUUUCUCGGAAUGCAUGCCUAUCGAGAUGUGGAUACCCUUGAUCAUUUUGAAGUUCCUUUCUUCGGUCGCCUGGCCAAUUCCUUUGUGGACAACGAAUAA